Molecule: messenger RNA, 9318 nt
Organism: Zootoca vivipara (common lizard)
Lineage: Eukaryota; Metazoa; Chordata; Lepidosauria; Squamata; Lacertidae
Source: RefSeq, a predicted model, not a curated record
GUGAUUCCUAGUUAUACAAGAAAAUAUAAUUUGGCAAACAUCAUGUUGGGGACACCUGUUCAGCAGCUUUCUCCAUGCCUGGUUUGAGGUUAGAGUGUACAACCAAGGCUGGAAUCUAGAAGGAGCCCUUUAUAUGUGUGUACGGAAAGUGUGCACAGCUGAACCUUUUGUAACUGAAUCCCCUACCCACCCCCAUAGGGUCUAGAAGCUACAGCAGUGGAAAAUAGAUGGACAAAUAUGGUUACACACGUAGAAAACCUCUUUCAGGCAUCCCUUUUCAAUGCAGUCAAGGAGGUGUUUCAAAAAAUAAGCAAGGACCUUUUCCCUAUGCUGCACCAACUGGUAUCAGCCAGAUGGAUAAUUUUAUUCAUUCAUUCAUUCCCCACCCAUCUCAGGGCGGCUCCCAACAGAAUAUUAAUAACACGAUAAAACACCAAACUUUAAAAACUUCCCUAAACAGGGCUGUCUUCAGAUGUCUUCUAAAAGUCAGAGAGUUUUUUUAUCUCCUUGACAUCUGAUGGGAGGGCAUUCCACAGGGUGGGCGAUCUUCCUGGUUCCCUGUAACCUCGCAGUGAGGGAACCGCCAGAAGGCCCUCAGAGCUGGACCUCACUGUCUGAGCUGAAUGAUGGGGUUUGAGACACUCCUUUGGCUAUAAUGGGGAACAGUGCAGGCUUUAGCGACCUUGCCACAAAGAAAGCACAUCUUUCAGCUGAUCUAAAGUUACGGAAAAAGCUCUUGUUGUCAGUGCAGAUCUCGUACCAUAUCCGAAGGCAGGUGGGGGUUACAAUAUUGAAAUGUUCCUCCGUGCUAAAAAAAAAGAGCAACGAGAAUCUUAACAAGCACAUCAGGAAGACGGUCUGGUUGAAAUGCUUUCCCCAAUAUCCUCUUCUGUCAAAGGCAGGAUAUUUUCACCUAGGUCACCAUUUAGUUGUGCAGCCCUCCCCUGUUCUGAGGUGAUAACCAUCUCAGUAGGGACUAAUCUCUGUGUGUUUGCUGAACAUAGUGGUUCGCUCUCAUUUCAUUUAUCCUAUGUCACCGUAGGAAGUGAACCACAUUUUUGUUUAUGCACCCCUAAGCUUAUUUUCUGGGCUCCUUGAAAGAGCAUUUGUGAAUCCCAGCGGGUAUUCAGUAUUGCCUAGACUGGCAGGUUCCCAGUUUCAGGAAAGGAGAGAACAAAUGCAGAACUCGAGAACAGCUAAGAAAAAAGUUGGUCUAUACAUUUAUAAGGAAAAGCUACUGAGUUGCAGUGACUACUGUAAUAACAUGGUGAGAUUUUUAUUCGCUUUAAAUAAGGUCAGUCUUGUUUUGGCAGAUCACUCUAGACUGAAAUACUAAUAAACAGUCCAAGCUCCUUCGUUACAAUGCUGUGAUAAAUCUGACAGGCAGCAGUCAACACGCCAUCCUAAUGAAAGAAAAAAAUAUCUAAGGAGAAGUGCCUUCAGUGAUUCAGGCAUUUAAGGUGGGCUUGCUGCCUAUGGUCUCACAAAUCUCACCAAAUAUAUUGGAAGCAGACAUAACAUUUGGAAAUUGUUCAUUAGCCAAAGAAUGCUAUCGUUUCACUGGUUUUUCUUUUUCUCGUUCCCUUCUCUUCGUCGUGACUUCCGGCAACCCAACACGAUAUAAUUGCAACGUGAGACUCAACAGCCGCACAUUAAGGUCAUAUCACCGUAAGAGAUUAUUUGACGUGUUACCAGAAGCUGAGCACACUUGGGGUCGGGGCGAACAUUCUAAAGGAUUGCGUCUAAAAAUUGCAGCUGCAACUCAAGUGCCCCCCCUUCCAUUCCUGGAACAUCUCGCUCGAUUUACUCUGUGUCCUGACAUCAUUUCAGGACAAGUGCUCUCCUUCCUAUUACACACCAUUGGUGGCUGCAGAUGGAAGUGGGGACAUUAUGAGGACAUCAGGCUAUUUUAUUCGGACCUCAGCAUGCGGACUCUCAGCACGCCCAGCCCAGCGCUAAUAUGUCCGCCAAAUUCGCACAUUUUGCAGAAUGGCCGGGGAUCUUCCACAUCAUCCUCUUCAAUUACCGGGGAGACCAUCGCAAUGGUUCACUCGCCUCCUCCAACCCGCCUCACCCAUCCUCUCAUCCGGUCCGCCUCCCGACUUCAGAAGGAACGGGCUAACAUCGACCGGCUGCCGGACCAUUCAGUGAUCCAGAUUUUCUCUUUCCUGCCUACCAACCAGCUGUGCCGCUGCGCCCGUGUGUGUCGCCGCUGGUAUAAUCUUGCUUGGGACCCCCAUCUCUGGAGGACUAUUCGCUUGACGGGCGAGACAAUCAACGUGGACAGAGCCCUGAAGGUGCUGACUCGGCGACUUUGCCAGGACACGCCCAACGUCUGUCUCAUGUUGGAGACGGUAAUUGUUAGUGGCUGCAGGCGGCUCACAGACAGAGGACUCUAUACUAUUGCUCAAUGCUGCCCUGAACUGAGGCAGUUAGAGGUGUCGGGUUGCUACAAUAUUUCCAACGAGGCGGUCUUCGAUGUGGUGUCACUGUGUCCCAACCUGGAGCACUUGGAUGUGUCAGGUUGUUCCAAAGUUACGUGCAUCAGUCUAACCCGUGAAGCUUCCAUCAAGUUGUCUCCCUUACAUGGAAAACAGAUCUCUAUCCGCUACCUAGACAUGACGGACUGCUUUGUCCUCGAGGAUGAAGGACUUCACACCAUUGCUGCCCACUGCACUCAGUUGACACACCUCUACCUGCGGCGCUGCAUCCGCAUCACCGACGAAGGCCUCCGUUACCUGAUGAUUUACUGCACGUCCAUCAGGGAGCUGAGCGUGAGCGACUGCCGCUUUGUCAGCGAUUUCGGCAUGCGCGAGAUCGCCAAGCUGGAGCUGCGCCUGCGGUACCUCAGCAUCGCCCACUGCGCCCGCAUCACCGACGUCGGCAUCCGCUACAUCGCCAAGUACUGCAGCAAGUUGCGAUACCUCAACGCACGGGGCUGUGAGGGCAUCACGGACCACGGAGUGGAGUACCUUGCCAAAAAUUGCACAAAACUCAAGUCGCUAGACAUUGGGAAAUGCCCUCUGGUCUCCGACGCCGGCUUGGAGUUCCUGGCUCUGAACUGCUUCAAUCUGAAGAGGCUGAGCCUGAAGUCAUGCGAGAGCAUCACCGGACAAGGCCUGCAGAUUGUGGCGGCCAACUGCUUUGAUUUGCAGAUGAUGAACGUGCAGGACUGCGAGAUCUCGGUGGAAGCUUUGCGGUUUGUCAAACGCCAUUGCAAGCGCUGCAUUAUAGAGCACACCAACCCUGCCUUUUUCUGAAGCGACAGGUCUCACUUGUUGAGGAAAGCAAAGUAUUAAAAAAUGUCUGUAUGUACACUUGCACAGAAUGUCUGUAUACAGCAACUGUACUUUCUGCCUGCCAUAAGCAGAAAACAUAGAGGCUUAGCAUCAUCCACAUUUGGUCCCUAAGACACCUUUUAGUGGCCUUGUUCAAAUCUUUAAAAUGCCAGCAUUUAGUGUUUUAAAAACGUAAUUCUCUAGCCUUUACAGUUACUGAGCUACAAGAUAGUUUUGUGUGCGUGUGUGUGUGUACAGUUUGGAAAGAGAGUAACAGAAGUCCCAGUUUGUUUUUGGCUUCAAAUGCCCAAGUGAGUUGUGACCAAGGCUGCAGGCCUAUACACACUUACCUGGGCAUAAAUUCCAUUGGAAACAAUGAGCCUUUCUUUCAAGUAGACAUGCAUAGGAUUGUACUGGAAAUCCUACUGAAACAAUUGGAAGAAGCCAUGACAAGUCUCAUUGCUUUCAACAAAACUUCACCACGGAUACCUUUGAGCUGAAUUAGAGCCAUAAUAUCUAGACUUAGCCCAUGUUGUCAUUUGAGAGGUUGUCAGGUUUGUCUGUUUUAGUUUUAGGGUGUGUGAGUUUUUUUUUUACAUUUUCAGUGCUGGAAUUGCAGUUUAAUGAACAAUGGUGUCAAAGCAGAAGUGCAAUACAUCCACCGACUCUGGUCAUUACGAGUCAUUGUAAUUAUGGAACCGGCAGCAAACUAGCUUUGGCGCAUGUGUGUUUUGAAUGUGAUGCUCAGCACUGAACAAAUUGCCUGCUCCCUGCUCUUUGUGUCUGUCAUGAGUCCUGUUGAGAGCUUUUCUUUGAAGAGUGUCAUAAGCCACCUUCCUUAAACUCAGAUUGCAUCAAAGUUUCCUGUCCCCUGGAAGCAGCAUCUGUGUACAUGAUGUAGCUCUUGCAACGCUCUUUCCUCUUUUCCUCCCUGCCAUCACAAUUUAUCUAAAACAAUUACAGGGAAGCUGUGACUUGCCAGGAGUUUGCCUGGCCUUGCUGACUGAGGGUUAUGGAGGUUGGAGUCCAACAAAAUCUGGAAAGCCACACUUUUCCACCCCGAUCUUGGAUGUGGGUUUUCUCAGACUCAGCGCUUUCUGCUAGACUCCAAAGAAACUCUUGAACAUUUCAGAUCGUCACUAUAGUAAAUCCUUUAUACUGUCGUUAGAUUUCAUAAUCACCAACCUGCCAUCUGAGCCUGUCUUCUCCUCAUCCCCUCAGGAUCUGCUAGCCUUGUCUCUUUUCAUUUAGCAAAUGGGUGGCCAGCCUAAGACACAAAGGCGACAAUCGGAGAACCCAUAAAACUUGUCAUGGCACAGUCAGUCCUUCUACUCCCAUCUGAAUCUUAUAUUGCUGCCUGCUCUUUAAUGCAGUACACUAGAAGCAGGUGGCGCUGUGGUCUAAACCACUGAGCUUCUUGGGCUUGCUGAUCAGAAGGUCGGCGGUUCGAAUCCCUGCAACAGGGUGAGCUCCCGUUGCUCUGUCCCAACUCCUGCCAACCUAGCAUUUUGAAAGCACACCAGUGUGAGUACAUAAAUAGGUACCGCUGCUGCGGGAAGGUAAAUGGCAUUUCCGUGCGCUCUGGCUUCCGUCACGGUGUCCCAUUGCACCAGAAGCAAUUUAGUGCUGCUGGCCACAUGACCCGGAAAGCUGUCUGUGGACAAACGCCGGCUCCCUCAGCCUGAAAGCAAGAUGAGCACCGCAACCCCAUAGUCACCUUUGACUGGACUUAACCAUCCAGGGGUCCUUUACCUUUUUACCUUUACUAGAAGCAAAGCUACACCCUGGUUCAACAGGCUGCAUAUUGUCUAAAAUAUCAUUUGUUGGCAUCCAUCUGUCUUGGGAGACAAUGGAGAAGAUGUCCUUGGGGAUUCCAUUCUGUUGAACUUAAUACCAUUUUCUGUGGACCAGGCAAUGUACAGAAAAUUUGAGAUUGGGCUCUCAGUAGUAAUUCGGGAAUGGCUGGCCCAAAACAACACAGUAGGAUCCUUGCUAGGUCUACACUUUCAAUACGCGCAUGACACUUUCCAUUAAUAUUGAGCUCAAGAACAUGAAAUGAGACCAUUGGGAAUAAGGUCAAUAGUAUACAUGCCCAUCAUGUUUUUGUUAGUCUGAAAAGAUGGUACGAAGUGUUAACUUUUUGAGGUUUAAAGGCAGUUCCUUCAGAAUGCAUGAAUAAGAAGUGUUGUGACAUUUGUGAAAGGCCUUAUGACCAAAAUUCCUUAACUUUCAUUCAGCAAAGCCAGCGCUCAUCCAUCCCGAUUUCAUUCCCAUUUCUUUUUUCCGCUCCUUCUCACUCCUCCUUCUGUUGCCCUCUGUGUAGGACUUGCCUUUCAAAUGCUUCACUUUCUACCCAUGCAGGCACUUUCUAGUUUAUUCAUUAAUUCUAUAAAUAUCCCCAUAGAGAGGAAGGGGAAAUGGAGGACAGGACAGGCUCUGCUUACAGAGUCAAGUCACAAGCAUCCAGACCAGGGAUUUCUGUUCUCACAAAUUUCCUUUAAGCAGCUCACGUUUUCCCUCUUUAAACUGGUACAGUUUUCAGAGUGCAGCUAUAUUUCCCCUAUGUGUUUAUAAUGCAAACAACGGCUAUUAAAUGUAGGCUAUAUUUCUGAUGCCCUGCAAACACCAGGGAUUUGUAAUAAGUCUGAGUGGAGCUCUCAGCUACACUUAAGGAGGCUCAGCCGAUGGUUUCUUAAUUGAAAAUAUUUAGAAAACUGUCUUUUCCUUGUUUUCUAAAACCUGGAAGCCUUACUGUAUUGCAGAUGCUUUUCCAUAACCUGAAGCAAAGUUGAAACCAAUUUGUUUCGAUAAACCAGGGAAGACCUCCAAUACGAAAGACACCAGAACUUUUGAAAAAUAUGGCCUGCUCUUUCAUUGAGACAGGAAAACAGCAAAUCCAACAUACACAGUGAGUCUGGAUAGUUGCAGUUUGGAGAAGAGAAACCCACUUUUAUUAUAACUAAAGGUUUUUAAGGCAAUGGCUUUUUUUGUAAUUUUCAGUGGCAAAAUCCUCCUCGUAGCAUCUGAUAGGAGUCACAGGCCCCCCAUAUUUGUUUCUUGGUGGCAUAGGUGCCUUGUGCUGUCAAAAUUACUUUCGCUCGCAUUUUCUAUUUCUUUGUCUGGGGCAGAGAGAUAUUUCCUAGACAGUAAAGCAAUUAGCCUGUAAGGUCAUAGCCUUGGGGAACAGUGGUUUUCGAUGCUGUACACUCUAGUUGGAGAAAACCCACAAAUGUCAGACCAGUUGUUAUCAUUUCUCCACCAUUACAGACUUAAAGGGCAAUGUCCUAUAUGGACACUCAGUUGGAAUCUCAUGUGGGCAUGGCAGCUCAAGUGGGUGUCUUGUCAAAGGACUGCCAGCGAUGCUAAGUCAGUGCGUUUGAAAUCAUGACUGAAGGACAGCAGCUGUUUGGGGAAAUCAGGGCACUGUCAGCCUCAGAAAUCACCACUCGGAGCCUAAAAAGCAGCCAGGGAAUUGCUGCCUUUACAUAAUUGACAUAGAUUUUGGAGUUUUCUUUUCUCAAAAUCAGUAGUUUUCAGACUGUCUAGCUUUAGGGAAUCCUGAGGAACCUCAGCACAACUGCCGCCACAGAACGUCAAUAUGUUGCAGAGAAUCCUGAGGGUUUCUGUUUCAGGGCAUUGUCUAGCUAUGUUUGGGCUCACCCAUUGCCUCCUAUGCUUUGUGUAUGGGACCUAAAGUCUUCUCCUGUGGCUACAUGUUGCAAGGGUAGGAUCCUGGAUGUAAGAGAAACUGCCACCGUCGUUCUAGAUUACCAAAUUCUUCCCCAAACACAGAUGCUCAGAUUACCAGCAAGAAGUUGCCUUUUGAAAGCUCAGUAAAUUCCCUCUCCUUCCUCCUUUCUUUAUGGAAGAUCAUUUCACAGAUACUUUGUAUUUUGGGAAAUCCUAUUCCAAUUUGUGUUUGGCAAAGCGUUUAUUUUGUUUGUUUUUUGUUUGUCCUUCGACAUGAAAACCAGCCCUGGGUGAUUUUAUCUUAAGGCAGAAUCCCCCGUGGUCAGGUGACAACUGGUUUCUGAGUUGCAGUUCAGAUGCUGAAAACAUCUCUUAUAGGGAGAUGUGGGAAGGAAAACACUCUGUCUGUUUUUCCAGUUUGUAAAAAAUAGCUGCACUCGAGACAGAUGAUGUAAUUAAUCAGUGGCCCUGGAAUGGAGGAAAAAUCUGUAUGUCGAGGAAGAAAAGAAAACAAUUCUUGUAGUAACGCUCCCUAUGAUCCUGCAAAGUGAAGCUCUUUAAAGUCCCAGUGAUUGCAAUGAUUGUGUUGAAGGAUGUGCUUAAAUCUCUGCUACUAAAAUCAAUGGGGCAAGUGGAAUAGCUUGUGGGGUGAUUAGUUGUAAGUGAAAUGGAUUACCUUUGUGAGGCUUCCAUAUGUACAUACAUGCAUAUACACAUGUCCAUUCUUUCAGUACAAUGCUGCCCUUCCAUGGGCCGACUCAUAAUGUCUUGCAGUUUCCUUCUACAAACUGAUCAUAUCUAUCCAACCGCACUAAAGGCCAUGUGCUGAUGGCAGCGGCAGAACAAGCCGAUCGGGCGCCUGGGACAGCGCACGUGCUCUGCGCCCAGGGGCGGGGCCAGCCGGGACAGGACACUCCGCGGAGCCUCCAAGGAGUCUGCCUGCCUCCUCCCACUUAGCCACCCUACAGCUGAGGGGGAAGCGGCAGGCGGACUGUGUGGGCAGGGCGGAUCCUGCGGACGCCCCAGCCACUGCGUCACUCCCAGGAGAGACACGUGGCUUGGGUGCGUUGCAGGCCCCGCAGCGAGUGCCGGCCUCCAUUUUGUCACCCACCUCAGUGGUGACACCCAGGGCGUACCGCCCCCACCGCACCCCCCUUCCUCCGCCCCUGGCUGAUGGGGUCAUCUCAAAUCAAGCUGUUCUGGGGAACGCUGUGAUAUGCCAGCUAACAUCCAUUUAAUUUCUUUCCUCUUUCCAUUUAGAAGGUGACUGCGUAGUAGGAUGUUCUCUUAUCUCUUGCCAGCUACUCUCUUCACCACCCUUGGCUCACAGUAAAUCUGUCCUGAAGGGAAAGUGAUUAAGAGCUGGGCCUUAUAAGGUCUCUUAUGCAAGAUUUGAGGGUGCUUUCUUUUAAAAAAAAAAAAGAAAGUUGGUAUCUUGCUGGCUGCACUAAACGGAAAAGGACAACACUACUUGGUUCCAAUUGGGCUUUAAUGUUUAGAUUGGCAUGUACUCUGUGACUCACUAUAAAGCCUUAAUUUACUACUACCGAGAAAUAAAGCAAUAUAUUGGUAUAACGGCUUGAUUUAAUCAAUGUGUAUACAAUUGCAUGGUGAAAUGCAUGCAUGCACACUUCAGAAUUACAACGCCAUGUGAAGUUCUUUCUUGUGUAGAAGAACGAGGAGAUGGGAGGGAGCAUGUUCCAAGUAUCUGUGAAUGGGGCUGCUAGGUUCACCAGGCUUACAUGGAAACCAUACGUGACCAUACUGGCAGUGUGCGGAAACGAAAGGUAGGGGCACAACGGAACACUGUCCAUUUGCAAGACACACCCAAUACAGAGGUAAGCUACAGAGCCAAGGUCCUGCCUUCUCUCCCAGAUCCUGCCCUGCUUUUCACUUGUUCUCUCAGUAGACCCAUCUCAUCCCAGGGAUCUUGAUAUUACAAACAUUUCGCAAGGUCACCAGAUGUAUGAUACACUAUAGGUCUUGCUGUGCUACAAAAUGUCACUCAAGCCAAUGUCCAGAAGACUGAUGGAUCCGUCGUUUAACUUGGCUCGAUUUCCAGAGGCCCCUGAGGUCUCCCCGAAAUGGUUUUAUCUUGGGGGAGGGGGGAAUAUGCAGUGCAAUUUUUCUGUGUACUUCCUAAGGAGUUAAAUCUCAUUGGACUUAUUUCAGAUUACUUUCAAGUAAACAUGUAUGGGAUUGUGCUAUAAAAUACUGUAGUAAUAGAACAGAUGUUUUAAAGCAGAUCAUGUUUAUUUCCCAUAUAAAGCUUUCUAUCUUUAUUGUUUAUUUGACUGACGUUUCCAGAAAUCCUUGAUUUUCUAAACACAUUGAGAAAUAAUUAGCCCUC